AUGUCUAUUCCCGAGCCGUCUUCCUCCAGCUCCCGCAAUGCUGCCUCUCUUAGCCAGAACAAUGUCAGCCAAGUCCCACGGGCCAACCAAAAUAGCGUAAACCGCUUUGCCCGGGCACCAGCGGCAGAAGGCCCCUACUACGCCGGGGCACGAAUUCAGGACCGGUCCACGCACUUGAACGGCCUCUCCAACCAAGUCAACGCGAUGGAUGAUAUCCUAAAGAAAUAA
Messenger RNA from Penicillium daleae, 228 nucleotides. RefSeq lists its product as uncharacterized. The record is from RefSeq and is a predicted model, not a curated record. Lineage: Eukaryota; Fungi; Ascomycota; Eurotiomycetes; Eurotiales; Aspergillaceae. The coding region runs from base 1 to 228 and encodes 75 amino acids. The transcript has 2 exons.